AUGAGCGUUGAUACUGUAUAUAAUGAAGGACGGUUCCCUGUCCCACCGAAGUUUGACUUCAGGCAUUUGCCUCUAAGAUCAAGAAAAGUAACAGUUAUAUCGUUCAUUGGGGAAUAUGACAUAUUCCGUGAUAAAUCUCAAUACUCUAAUAUAUCUAGUUAUACUGGACGAGAAAUCCCACCAUUGGAUCUACCUAGGAAUUACAUCGAAGGCUAUUAUGAUUGUGAAAACCAAAUUAUAUUUUUGGUCUUUAAUAAUCUGGAAAUGGAGUUGCUGUUCAAGGGUUGUGAUAAACACCAUGAAAUAUGGGAAAAAUCUCUUAAGCGCUUUGAUUACACGCUUCUGAAGGUUUUGUACUUUCUGUUCGUCGUAUCACAUUUCAUCGUCAUUACAUGUAUAGGAACAAACAUAAACCCCGAUCUCAUUCGUAUUUUCAAGUUGUUGGACAAAAUGAGAUUGCUUAUGAGGCAUCCUAUUGAUAUUUAUACUCGUGACCUUCCGUUACCUCGAGACUGGUUAAACAAUGGACGCGCUUCUAUUCCGAGGCUUCUCUUUGUCUUAAAAAUGACGCCAGCUCAAGCAAAGAUGAUAAAGAAUUGGAAGCUUGUCAGGCAGUUGGAACAGAAUAUCGUUACUCAAAUAUUCAAUACAUUUUAUGAAACUGGUCUUGUUAGCAAUAUUUCAACGAAUCAAUUAUUAAUGCUUCCAGGACAUAAUUUUGUACACGUUCUGUUAGAGAAUGAAGAAGCAAAGGAAGGGUUUAAACAACAUACAUCUUGCGAAGAUAUCGCUCAGGAAUAUUUCGAAUUUAUUCUUAAAAAUAUCAAUCACAUUUCGAACAUGUCUACUGACAAAAUUCCUAAUCUUUUUGGUUCUUGCACAUUCUUAUCGACUGAUUCGAAUGAUUCUGUUAGUUCAACUUCGCCACCAUCUCCACGGAAUUUUCCAGCACCCGACCAACCAGCACAGCACAAUCUAUCUUCUUUUCUUCAUUUACAUGUUGAAAGUAUGAUUGAUCAAGCAUCUAAUAAAAAUUCUUCUUUUGGUCAAGCAACAGUUGCGUAUGAAUUGCCAACAUGUAAAGCUUGGUUUAUGGCAUGCUAUAGAAUAUAUACAAGUUUAAUAUCAGAUGAACACUUAACCACAGUCCCAACUCCUGAAAUGACUACCAGUCAAAAUGAUUCAUCCUCACGUAUUGGAACUGGAGGAGCAGUAGUUAGUUUAUCACAAUCAUGGCAUAAUGCAUUAAUCUCUAUCCUCUGUCCUACACUUCACACAUCGACAUUAUCCAUAGCCCAAAAACAAACAUCACAAAAAUCUGUUACGCAAGAAGAAGAAGAAAUUUUACUCACUUCAGAUUACAAUAAUCCAUGGUCUACUAUAGAUCCAAUUAGUCGUUUAUCUACCAUUCGUUAUCGACCUGCUACAUCUGCUGCUGAAAAUCACUAUAAACAAGAUUUACCUGUUCAUUAUUCAUGUACAUAUCAUAUAAUCAAGGUUAUUUCCGCUUAUAAUGUAGCAAUUGGUUUAGCUCGUGGUCAUUCAGUAUUUCGUCUUUUAGAGAAACUAUCAAAUCGAUUAACUCAUCUUUAUCUAGCUGGACGUGUAACAUGUUCCACUAUAUCAUUAUCAGGUCAACCAUGUCAAUAUGAACUGCAUCGCGUACCAGAUGAUUGCAAUACUCUGAAGGUUAUUUUGUCAACUAUAGAUAAUAAAAUUAGUGAAGAUUAUACUGCUUUUAAUUCUGAUGGAAAUUUACUAUCCCAAAAUCACUACCAACCACAUUCUAGUAUAAAUAAACUACAUAGAACUGAUUUCACACUUAAUAAUGAAUAUAUUAUUCCUUUUGGUCUCAGUGGUAAAUGGAAACGGUAUUGGAUAGAAUGCGCCAUUAAAGGUUUCACCAAUAACAAUAAUAGUAGUCUAUCAGAUCAGAAAUUGUUAAAUGAGAAACAAACAAAUGAUACUUUAAAUUCGGAUAGUCCAGAUCAACAUUUAGCUGUUAUGCCACAUCGGUCUGAUGUAAUAAUGAUAAGUUCAUGUGGUUGUGGUCGUCAACAAGCUGAAAGAUCAGAUCCAUUUGAUUAUAAAGAAGCUAAUUGGCGCUUUUAUCAUAUAUUAUCUAAUAUUUGUUGUAAUAAGUUAACAAAUAUUCCAUUAUCACCACAAAUUUUGUCUGAUACACGGCAUACUUUUUGUCUGCCGAAUGAAAAUCAUGUUGUGGCGUCAUCACCAAGUCAUCGAAAUUACACGAAAGUAUUUAAUGAAAAAGCAGUAUGCAUUCUAACAAAACCCAAAAAGGAUACAGCAUCAUCACCUCCACCUCCAUCAUCUCUUGUAAGUCGAGCUCAAAAGUUAACAAAAAAUCAUCCAACGAAUAAUGAUGAUGAAGCAGAUACCGGUGCAGAUGUCGGUCUUUCACAACCUGAUGAUAAUGACUUAUUAUUAUUAUCAGCCGAUUCUGAUCAUUCAAAUUCAAGUGAAAUGAUGAAUAGAAAGUCGACCGAUGAUGCAUCAGAUGAUUCGAGAAAUGACAAAUACAUCGAUGCUGUCAAUGAUUUAUCUGGAAGCUGUUCAUCACCGAAUCCAUCUGAACUAUCCAACACAUCAGAUUCAAUUGUCCCUUUACAAAAUGAUCUAGUACACCAAACAGCUGAAAUUAAAAACAAUGAAUAUGUUGGUGUACCUGCUCACCAUUCCCCAUCUUCACAAUCAAAAAUAAAUGUAUCAACAAAUUCUGCUAAAGUUGAUAAUAUUCAUUCAGGUGAUUCAAUACCUUUAUAUCCUGCUGUAUUUCGUGAUGGUGUACCGAAUACUAAUUGGUUUGUUGGUGAUUUACCACUUUACCCCUCAUGGUCUAUCUAUGCACUUGGAAAAUAUUUCAGUUAUUCUCAUUCUUCCGGAUUACCUUGCCGAGGAUUUUUGCGUAACAGUAAUUUCUUACUUCCGUGGGAUGUAUCCUUAAUGAAUAAUAAUAAUGCCCGGAAUGGUUCUGACCGUGGACGUUUUAGUAAGUCCGCAAGAGGAAGAUAUCGAGGAGGUAGAACAGAAUCAGAUACAGUGAAAUUAUUUAUUGGUUUUGAAAUGGAGUGUUCAAUGGGUCAUCGAUUCUUUAUCACUGGCACCGACCGAAUUAUGGAUGGCCCAAUGCAAAGCAGUCAAGUUCGACGAGCCGUUCACUCAUUGUUAACACGUGAUCUACCUAUUUUCAUGCUAUGCCAGUGUCAUCACCCAACCUCACAUGUAUUGCUCGGUAAUACACGUCAUUCCACUAAUCCUACUAGUGAAUGGGAUGUAGGUGGUAAUACUAGUACAAUGAAAUCAUCUAAUUAUACAAAAAAUUCAUCUGUUAUGGCACAGUUAUCACGAAUAUACUUAGCUAUACCAGCCGCUCCUAUUCAAGUCCGUUUCCAACCAUGUAUACGACCGGGACCAACAAAACUUACUCCAAUCUUUCACCUAGGACAUACAUUAGAUCAGUGCUGUGAUAAAAAAUUGGAUAGUGUAAUAGAUUCAGAUUAUGAUCAAAGUCAUCCAGUUGAUGAUGAUAGUUAUUUUUAUGAAGAUCGUAUAAAAUCUAGCACGAAUUUACAUUCGGAUACCGUUCGUAGUGAGAAAUAUCAAUCACCAGGUUAUGUUACAUUAGACAAUGGAUAUUUGUGGGUUAUCCGGUUACCUCUUGCUUAUCAUGAUGGAACAAAACUCUAUCCGAAACCAUUGUAUCCAAGUGACUGUAAUGAGUGGAAAUUAUUAAAAGGAUGUAUAAAACUUGUAGCAUAA
Messenger RNA from Schistosoma spindalis, 3780 nucleotides. The record is from the annotation of a GenBank genome assembly. Lineage: Eukaryota; Metazoa; Platyhelminthes; Trematoda; Strigeidida; Schistosomatidae.